Heterobasidion irregulare TC 32-1 is the source of this 2582-nucleotide messenger RNA. RefSeq lists its product as uncharacterized. The record is from RefSeq and is a predicted model, not a curated record. Gene Ontology annotation, biological process: mRNA splicing, via spliceosome. The coding region runs from base 1 to 2511 and encodes 836 amino acids. The transcript has 7 exons. NCBI's taxonomy places the organism in Eukaryota, Fungi, Basidiomycota, Agaricomycetes, Russulales, Bondarzewiaceae. Gene Ontology annotation, cellular component: spliceosomal complex; Prp19 complex.
AUGGUCCGUAUCAUAAUCAAGGGUGGUGUGUGGAAGAACACGGAAGAUGAGGUUCUCAAAGCCGCCAUUGCUAAGUAUGGCAAAAACCAAUGGGCGCGAAUAUCGUCUCUUCUCGUUCGAAAGACACCAAAACAAUGUAAAGCCCGAUGGUAUGAGUGGCUAGAUCCCUCCAUCAAGAAGACGGAAUGGGCCAAGGAAGAGGAUGAGAAACUCCUUCACCUUGCAAAGCUGAUGCCAACCCAAUGGCGUACGAUCUCACCUGUUGUUGGACGGACUGCUACGCAAUGUCUUGAGCGGUAUCAAAAGCUACUGGAUGAAGCUGAGGCGAAGGAGAACGAAGAGCUGGGCUUGGCAGGCCCUGGUGAUUCUGGGCCGGGUGCAGACGACGUGCGUAGGCUUCGGCCGGGAGAGAUCGAUCCUGACCCAGAAACGAAACCUGCUAGGCCAGAUCCCAUUGACAUGGACGAGGAUGAGAAGGAAAUGCUAUCCGAGGCUCGCGCGCGCCUUGCGAACACCCAAGGCAAGAAGGCCAAGCGUAAGGCUCGUGAACGCCAACUCGAGGAAGCUCGACGGCUGGCAGUAUUGCAGAAGAAGAGGGAGUUAAAGGCAGCCGGUAUCAUCAUGCGCCACAAGACCAAGAAGAAGGGAAUGGAUUACAAUGCCGAUAUCCCAUUCGAGAAGAAGGCUGCCCCCGGAUUCUAUGACACGUCUGAGGAACAAGCUCGUGUUACCUCCGCUCCCGUUGGACAAACGCUUCGUCGACUCGAGAACAAGCGCAAACCAGAGGAGGAGGAAGCAGAGCGCAAGAAGCGACAGAAACGCAACAAGGAGGGCGAAAACGGGGCACCUCACCAGACCAAAUUCAUUGCAGCGAGGGACGCGCAGAUUCAGAAGCUGAAAGAAGCUGAGUCCAUCGGGCGGAGGAGUAAAUUGAUGCUCCCUCCAGCGCAAGUGGGUGAGAAGGAGUUGGAAGAUAUCGUCAAAAUCGGACAGGCGGACGAGAACGCAAAGGCAUUGAUGGGCUCUACGGAUGACCCAAGCGCGCAGUUGCUGGGUAAUUAUGAGGGGUUGGACAGAGCAAAGAUGGCUAGAACGCCGAGGACGGCCCCGCAACAGGAUCAUAUCUUGUCUGAGGCCCGCAAUCUACGCAACAUGACAAUGGCCCAGACACCUCUACUUGGAGAUGAGAACACCCCUCUACAUGUCACUACUGAUGGCGACACCGGGUUUGGAGGAGCGACGCCGCACCAUCAACCUGCUUUCACGCCUAAUCCUCUUGCGACUCCCAUGCACCGUAAUGGCGAUGUAUCAGCCACUCCUCGAACAGACAACAACGGUGCAACUCCCCUCCGCACACCUAUGCGUGAUAACCUCAGCAUCAACCCGGAAGAAAGAUCUUCAUUCGUCGGUGACACACCACGCGAGCAGCGGCUCCGCGCGGCCUCUGCCAAGCGCUCUCUCAAAGCUGGCUUCAUGAACCUGCCCAAGCCAGAGAACAACUUCGAGCUCCUGGUUCCCGAGGACGAAGACGAUGAAGGUACAGAGGCAUAUGCAUUGUCGGAAGAGGAUGCAGCGGAGCGGGACGCGAAGUUGAGGAGGCUGAGAGAGGAGGAAGAGAAGAGGAUUUUGGCGAGACGCAGUCAGGUCGUACAGCUAGGCCUUCCACGACCGCCAAAUGUCGAUCUGGAUCAGUUGAUGCAGGACCUGAGGAUCGUGCCUCUUGGAGAGACAGGAUUGGAGAAGGCCCAGCGCUUGGUGGAUUUGGAGGUUGCGCGUCUUCUGCAGCAUGAUUCGAUCGCGCAUCCCAUUCCGGGGACGACACAGCCCGGAGGUACGCAAUCUGCGUAUGAGAUUCCUCCAGACGACUAUGUCGUGGGGGCCAAGGACGAGAUUCAAAUCGAACUGGCCGCUGCUGUUGGAUUCCCUGAUGCUCCUGUGGAGAAGGUCAAGGAAGGUGUCAUCGCACUUGCGAAAAAUGAAGGUGUCGAGGAUUUGUCGUAUUGGGCGUAUCUCAAGGGUCAACUGGCCUUCGACGUUGCCACCGGUCGAUGGCUCACUGAAGACAAGAUUUCACUGGAGGCACGCGUUGCCGGAUACACUUCAUUACUGGAGGAGAGCAAAAAUAUCAUGGCAAGGGAGGCUGGUCGAGCUGCCAAGGUGGAGAAAAAGCUCGGAAUAACCCUGGGCGGAUACCUUGCACGCUCCCGCGAUCUCUCGAAACGGCUCGGCGACGCGUUCGAUGAGUUACAGCGCACUAAGAUUGACUUCGAGAGCUUCGCACGGUUGAGAGGAAACGAGUCUGCUGCCGGACCAGCCCGGGUGACGCGUCUGAAAGAGGAGGUAGAGAAGUUGGAGAGUAGAGAGAGGAUCCUACAGACUAUCUAUGCUGAGCUGGAACGGGAGAAGAGGGAAAGUGAAGAGCGGGUGGCAGCGCUCGAAGAGAGGAUUAUGAUGGAGGCCGAGGCGUUGAACGAGGCUAUGUUGGCUGCAGAGGAUGGAGUCGCUGUGUAACUUUUCCAUGUAUAUACUUAGUCUUCCUGUCAUAUUUAUGUUUGUAUCACCGAUCUGACUUUUUUCCUUUC